AUGGAGCUCGUCCAAAAUGUUAUCAACCAGAGCCAAGGAAGGGACCGUAUUUUCAGAACCACACAAUAUGUGUGUGCCCUUGCUGUGUAUGCGCUCCGAAACAACUCCCAGCGAAAGGAGCUGGUUGUCAAACUCAAGAGUCUGGAGGCAAACAUGAGUGCUGGACGAAAGUUGUUCAGGCUGGGGAAUGCAAUAAAUGCCAUUGAGGCUGCCAAGCGAACCAUGCGACUGUCUGACCGAGUGCUUUGCCUUUGCCUUACUGCUGCCAACAUCAACCGUGCUCUCUACUUUAUCUGCGACAACACGCUUUGGGCCGGGAACGUGGGCCUUCUGCGUAAUAUCGAUAAAGAGCGUUGGAGCGUUAGCGCCUCGCGAUGCUACCUCCUCUCGCUCGUUGCAAGCCUGACCCGAGAUGUUUACGUCAUUUCCCAGUUGAUGGUGCAGAGGGCAAGGGAUAAGCACUUUAGGCAGAAAAUGAAUUCACAUCUCAACGACAAUCCUGAAAUCGCAGAAGUCAUAAUCCCUCAUUUGGAUGCUUUUAUAUUUCUGCUGUUGCAGGUCUUCAAAUCCCACCCCGCUGUUGUUAUAGAUACCAUCAAAAACAUUUGUGAUCUGUCCAUCCCCUUGGACAAGUUGGGGAUCUAUCAGUCUAAUGCAGGUGUGGUUGCAUUUUGUGGACUGGUAUCCUCACUUAUUGGGAUUGUAACCCUCAUACAGCCUAAAUUGAGGAUAAAACCGUAA
Nerophis lumbriciformis (worm pipefish) is the source of this 741-nucleotide messenger RNA. The record is from RefSeq and is a predicted model, not a curated record. NCBI's taxonomy places the organism in Eukaryota, Metazoa, Chordata, Actinopteri, Syngnathiformes, Syngnathidae.